This is a messenger RNA of Eruca vesicaria subsp. sativa (arugula), 273 nucleotides long. Lineage: Eukaryota; Viridiplantae; Streptophyta; Magnoliopsida; Brassicales; Brassicaceae. The record is from the annotation of a GenBank genome assembly.
AUGACGACCAAACUUUGUGGUUGGGGAGUAGAGGGAGCAGAAUCCAUUAACAAAGAGGACUUCAUUGUUGAAUACAUCGGUGAAGGUAAAGCUAAGUUGAUUGGUGAUGCUCAGUGUGAGCAAAGGCUUCGGGAUAUGAAGCAUAAAGGAAUGAAAGACUUCUACAUGUGUGAGAUUCAAAAAGACUUCACAAUUGAUGCUACCUUCAAAGGAAACGCUUCUCGCUUUCUAAAUCACAGCUGCAACCCAAACUGUGUUUUGGAGAAGUGGUAA